This is a messenger RNA of Bombina bombina (fire-bellied toad), 351 nucleotides long. Its product is annotated as protein DEK-like. The annotation marks the transcript as partial. The record is from RefSeq and is a predicted model, not a curated record. Lineage: Eukaryota; Metazoa; Chordata; Amphibia; Anura; Bombinatoridae. The transcript is spliced from 2 exons.
UCCUUACCAAAGACAAAAACAAAGUCCCCUAAAGGCGGUAAAAAGGAAAGAAGCAGCUCAGGAUCUGCGCGAAAAUCCAAGAACAGCAAGUCCAAUGUGAUCUUAUCUGAUGAGUCGAGCAGUGAAGAUGAGAAAAAAGAUAAGGAGGAAUCUUCAGGUGAAGAUAAAGAAAGUGAUGAGGAAGAGCCACCAAAGAAGAUUGCUAGAAAGGAAAAGUCAAAGCCAAAAUCAACUCCCAAAAGCAAAAAAGCGGCAAAGGCUGCAAAUGUGAAAAAGGCAGACAGUAGUACAACCAAUAAAAAGAGUCCGAGCAACUCAAAAAAAGGUAACAAUAAUCGCACAUUUUUAUAA